Messenger RNA from Cyprinodon tularosa, 17806 nucleotides. RefSeq names its product mucin-17-like. Gene Ontology annotation, molecular function: metal ion binding. Lineage: Eukaryota; Metazoa; Chordata; Actinopteri; Cyprinodontiformes; Cyprinodontidae. The record is from RefSeq and is a predicted model, not a curated record. Gene Ontology annotation, cellular component: synapse. The coding region runs from base 402 to 17741 and encodes 5779 amino acids. The transcript has 14 exons.
GCGCAUGCGCAUUAGCGGGAGGCGGAGAGCGAUUCUGUUUGCGCUCAGUCUGCUGCUGCUGCCCUGUGCCCUCCAUCCUUCUAGCUGAGACGGACUAACACGGAGUGGGAGUUAUCCGACGAGGUCUGAGGAUAAUGGAGGAGCGGAUCCGCUGCCGAUGAAGGAAGUCUGACGUAGAUGCUGACCCAGAGGAGAGUCCUGGUAGCAGCACCAGCAGCAGCAGUUGUAGCAGCACCAGCAGAAAGGCUGUAGAUGCCCUCUCCUCAGGUGCUGCUCCAGCCCAGGCCUGUGCUGGAGAGCUGGGACAAAGAGGGGAAAGCUCCUGCUCUGACUCUGACAGCCCAAUAGACUCCAGUUCCAGUGAGGAGGAGACGGAGGAAACAGAAGAAGCUGACCCAACCAUGUUCUCCUCCAAAUUUCUCAGUGGGGCAAACCCCCUGAAUGCUAUGUCUUCUGCUGUGAAUAAAUUUGGUUUGUUUGGAGAUGAUGGAGAGGGGGACAAAAAGCCUCCUCCUAACCUGGGGAGGAAACCAUCGAGUGAACCACAACCUGGACCGGGCCCUGGUAAGGAUAAUAAACAGGAGCAGGUACCCCAAAAAUCCAUCCAGGGUCCCCCUAUGCAAAAGUCCCAGCCUCAUGCUAAACAGGGACUACCACAAGUUCAUGAAAAGGGACAGACUGCCCCCCCGACAAACAAACCUGCAGGACAACAAGCUAAAGAUCAACAACAGCAGGGUUCACCCAAGCCUGGAGUUCAACAGCAAGUUCAGAAAAAGAGUUUAGCACAACCGGAUUCCCCAAAACAGGUUCCACCCAGAAUGACAGAGCAACGGGAUCCAGCUAAGAGUGGCACACAAAGGCAAGAACCUGUAAAGACUGAGAAACAGGGGCCCACAAAGUCUGAGUCAGAGUUAGCAAGUCAACAGCAGUCCUCACCGAAAACUAGACUUCCAGCGUCACCUGAGAUGGGACAGAAAGGGGGCCGGAAUCCAAUCUCUGAUAAAAAACACAACAUAAAGGGACAAGGCACAACUGAAGUGACACCUGUAGGGUCUCCACCUUUGGGAGCAACCAAAGCCGGACCUCCGUCAAAAGCAAUUACUCAUCUGCUGUGCUCUGUAUGUAACACAACUAAACUUAAUAUCCAUACCAAGGAUCCACCCAACUAUAAAACCUGUACACAGUGUAAAACUGAGGUGUGCAGCUUAUGUGGCUUCAGUCCUCCAGGCGCUGAUGGUCGUGAGUGGCUUUGCCUUACCUGCCAAAUACAGAGAGCUCAAGGAACUUCAGAGCCACCAGGACCUCCCACCCAAACACCUCUAAAAGCAGGGCCUGGUCCUCAAAGCCGGACACCAUCACCAGGUGAAGCUAGAAAAAAAGACAUUUCAGGACCAGAUUCAUCACAGAAGGUGCUGUCUAAACCAAUAAAUGUGCCAGCUAAGGAUAUACCUCCCAAGGGACCAGAAAAUCCAAAUCAAGCCAGUGUUGGUCAAGCUCAGAAAACUACACCAGAGACUCAGAGGACAACGGGGUCUCCAAAACUGCGUCCAAGUGCUCAACCUGGCCAACCUCAAAAAAUUGUCCCUCCAGCUUCACCGAAAAUGUCUGGAGGUUUAUUUGGCUUUACUGGUGGUGCUAAAAAUGAAUCCUCAAAAGCAGAUGAGUCAGUGACUGGGAAGAUGUUUGGCUUUGGUUCUUCUCUUUUUAGUUCUGCAUCUACUUUAAUAGGUUCAACUGUUCAAGAUGAACCCAAAACGACACCACCAGUUUCUCCCAAAAGGCAGCCCACAAAGGACUCUAAAAUGCUUUCCGAUGAAAAGUCUGAACUGGAAAAGAAACAGCAGCAAUCUCGAGAGGCAAAGACCCAGUCGGCGGGACAGAAAGCAGAAAAAUCCUCUGUAGAGAUUUCAAAGGCAGCAACAUCAUCCCUCAAUUCCCCCAGUAUGGGCCAAUCCAGUUGUCCUAUUUGCAAGCAAGUCCUCAAUGUUGGCUCGAAGGAUCCUCCCAACUACAGCAGCUGCACAGAGUGCAAAACAACUGUCUGCAAUCAGUGUGGAUUCAACCCCAUGCCAAAUGUAAAAGAGGAAAAGGAAUGGCUUUGUCUGAAUUGUCAAGUGAAACGAGCUGCUGAAGGAGUUAAUCCACAAAAAGAGACGUCCUUGGUGAAUUCAUCUAAAAAGACAACAGCGGCACAACCCGCCUCUCAAAAGACUUCUGCCCCAAGUUCUCCUCAGAAAAAAAAAUCAACAGCAGAAGUACAGCAGGGUAAAAAAGAAGACCCGAAAAUAAAUAAGCAGGCUGGCAAAGGUCCUGGACCGAAAGCACCUCAAACGAACCAGAGAACCAAUCCUGAGAAACAAGCAAACCAUACCACUCAACCUCCACAACAAACAGAAAAGGCCAAAUCACAAGAGUCUGGUGGCCUUUUUGGUUUUGGUAAUCCUAAACAUCAAGGUGAUGCAGCAAAGCCUGCAGAAUCAGUGCCUAGUAAAAUGUUUGGGUUAGGCACUUCCAUCUUCAGCUCUGCUUCAACUUUAAUUUCUUCAGCUGUCCAAGAGGAUCCCAAAAUUAAAACUCCAGUUUCUCCCAAGAUGUCCCCUGCAAAGGAAUUAAAAUCAGCUACAGUCAAAAGGCUAGAACAGGAGGAUAAAGGGCAGCAGUUACAACAAGCCACAGGUUCCACAUCAGCUCAGCCAAAAACAGAUAAGCCUUCCUCAGAACUGCCAAAAAAAGAGUCAGUCUCACCAGUUAUUUCCAAGAAAUCUGAUUCAACGUGUCCCCUCUGCAAAGUGAAACUGAAUGUGGGCUCCAAGGAUGCUCCAAACUACAGAACCUGCACAGAGUGUAAAAGCAUCGUCUGUAACCAAUGUGGAUUUAAUCCCACGCCAAAUGUAAAGGAGAUGAAAGAGUGGUUAUGUCUGAAUUGUCAGGUGCAAAGAGCACUCGGGGCAUCUGAACCUCCAGGAACACCUGUAAUGAACCUACGGGCCUCUCCAAACAAAUCUCCUGUCUGUCCUGAUGCUCUUAAGACAAAAACUAUGGUACAACAGAAUACAGUUGCAAAAGAGUCCACCCCAUCUGGUUCCACUCAGCAGAAAUCUGAAAAACCAGCUGAGAAGUCAGCAAAUGCUGAAGACAAGAAAAGACCUGAAAGUCAGGAACGUGAAACUCCAGAAGCUGGUCAGAAAAGCCUAGAACAAGACCACAAGAAAGGACAACAUAAACCACCAGACCAGACUAGUCAAACUGAUAAGAAGAAGGGUAUUACAUCAACUAAAGAAGAAAAUGAAAUGCUUUUCAAAUCUGGUGCUUCCAAGGCUCAGCCUGAUGCUUCAAAACCUGCUGAGUCACUCGGAGGAAAAAUGUUCGGCUUUGGUUCUUCCAUGUUUAGCACUGCAUCCAAUUUUAUAACAACUGCAGUCCAAGAUGAAUCAAAAGCAAUGGCACCAGUUUCUCCCAAAAGUCCUAUUACAAAAGGAACCAAAUUAAUUAAUGGUCAGAAACAUGACUCAGAGAAGAAACCGGAACAAGGUCAGCAAACCAAAAGCUCUCCAAUGAUGCAAGCCAAAGUAGAAAAAGGUCCACCAGAACAUGUUAAGGAUUCAGUAAAUUCAGAUAGUCAAAAGGUCAGCCAGUCUACCUGUCCCCUCUGUAAGACUGAACUCAACAUUGUUUCCAAGGAUCCUCCAAACUACAACAAAUGCACAGAGUGCAAGACAACUGUGUGCAACCAGUGUGGAUUUACCCCAAUGCCAAAUGUGUCAGAGGUCAAAGAGUGGUUAUGUCUGAAUUGUCAGAUGCAAAGAGCUCUUGGUGCCUCCGAAGUCAUAGGACCUUCCAUAAAACCGGGAAUAGAAACAAACAAAGGUUCAAAAGAGGAAAGUCUAAAUAAAGAAACACCUGACAAAAAGGUGGGAGCCUCAGUGUCGGAGUUAUCUCAAAAGAAGGUGAGCUCCACACCUGGUUCUCCUCAGAGGAACAUGCAUGAGGCUUUAAAACCUGCUUCUAAAGAAAAAGAGGCUAAAACACAGCCAAGCCCAAGCACUGGUCAAAGUGUUCCAAAUAUGCAAAGUGUAACAAGUACACAGAAACACAUUGAAGGGACAAGGAAGUCUGAGCCCAAACACAACGAGGUAAAACGAGAAGCACAAAAGGAAUCAGAAAAAACAGCUGGCUCAACAUAUCCUGAAAAAGUGACUGAAGCUUCAAAAACAACCGAGUCCUUGGGUGGUAAAAUGUUUGGAUUUGGCUCAUCUAUCUUUAGUUCAGCAUCAAAUCUAAUAUCAUCUGCUGUUCAGGAAGAAUCACGGACUACACCACCUGCUUCUCGUAAAAUGUCUGCACCACCUCAAAUUUCUGGCAAGUUGUCUGUUUCACCCAAGAUUUCACCCAAAACUACACCACCGGUUUCUCCCAAAAUGUCCCCAAAAAGAGAGCCAAAUGUUCUACCUCAAAAAUCAGAGCAGGUAACAAAACCAGAGGAAUCCCAUCAGAAGAAAGAGGAGAAAUCUACAUCACAGCCACGUGUAGGAGUAGACCCUUCAAGAUGUUCUGAUGGAGGUGUAUCUACCUGUCCACUGUGCAAGGGGGAGAUGAACAUUGGCUCAAAGCACCCUCCAAAUUACAACACCUGCACUGACUGCAAAACUACAGUCUGCAACCAGUGUGGUUUUAAUCCCAUGCCUAUGGGCGAGGAAAAAGAAUGGCUGUGUCUUACGUGUCAGGUGAAAAGAGCAGUUGGACCCUCUGUACCAUCAGGGCCUACUGCUUCAAAGGCCCAAACUUCACCCAGUAAAUUUCCCUCACCUAUGUCUGCUCAGCUGAAAGACCCCUCCAAACUCACUGCUACUCUCAAGAAGGAUGAUGUACAUAGUGUAGAAAAAUGCUCUGAGCCAUCUGUACCUGAUGGGAAAAUUCCUCAAGAAAAAUUAAAAGCAGAUGAAAAUAAACAAUCAAAUCAGGCAAAUCAAACUGAACGCAGGCGGAGUAGCACUACUUCAGGAAAACAAGAGCCAGGGGGCUUUUUUAGUUUUAUUGAAUCUAAAGUUCAGCCUGACGCAGCAAAGACUGCAGAGUCAGCGAGUGUGAAGAUGUUAGGGUUAAGUUCUUCCAUUUUUGGCUCUGCUUCUACGUUAAUAACCUCAGCUGUGAAAGACCAGCUCAACACAACACCACCAGUUUCUCCAAAGAUGUCUCCCUCGAAAGAGAAAAAAUCUCCAGCCUCUCCAAAAGUAGACCAGGGGAGAAUGUCAGAACAGGAACGGCAGCCAGAGGAUCAACCAAAAACAAAUGAGAACAAGCCUUCUACUUCCCAAGAACCUGACCAGAAGAAGAAAGCAGGACCAUCCUUGCAGACAAAGACUCUACCACUAGCACAGGACAAAGUGGACAUCAGCCAGUCACAGCUUUUAAAGCCUGAAGUAGAUUCUCAAGAAAGUAUCAAACCAGACCAAGCCACCUGUCCUCUGUGUAAGAUCAAACUCAACAUAAACUCGAAGGAUCCGCCGAAUUACGAUAACUGCACUCAGUGCAAGAACAGAGUGUGCAACCAGUGUGGAUUUAAUUUGAUGCCAAACAAUACUGGGGUCAAGGAAUGGUUGUGUCUCACAUGUCAAAUGCAGCGAGCACUUGAAGUAACAGAUCCUUCUGGAGGAGUUGCUUCUUUCAAACCUCAGACACCAGCAGAACUCCAAACAGGCAUCAGCAGUCCAGUUGUGACUGAAAAGAAAGUCUUAUCCACACCAAAGUCAACUGAGAGCAAAUUGUCUGCACCUGCAGAGUCAGUUAUAUCUAAGACGGUUGCUAAACAAGUGGUUGAUAAAGAGGCCAACCCAGUUUCUUCUGAGAAAACCCCAGUAGAGCAGCAGCAAAUAUUAGCUCCCAGCAAAUCACCAAGUCAAAAAAGACAAGCUGAAUCUAAGCAGAGCAAUGUGACUGCAACGCAAAGAGAUUCGGGUGGCUUCUUUGGAUUAGGCGGAGGGAAAACUAAUGUGAACAAACCAGCAGACUCUGUUUCUGGAAAAAUGCUUGGCUUUGGCUCAUCCAUUUUUAGCUCUGCCUCCACCUUAAUAACCUCAGCUGUUCAAGAUCAACCUAAGACCACUCCACCAGUAUCUCCAAAGUUGUCCCCUGCAAAAGAGAUUAAGUCCCCUGCUGCCCAGGAUAUAAAGCAACCAGGUACUCAGCAGCCCAAGAAACCCGCUGUGGUGCAGAGCAAAGCCGACAAGGCUCAGUCAGUGGUUUCAAAGGACAAAGAAAGUGAUGUCAAACCCGGGACCAGCUGCUUGCUCUGUAUGGCUGAAUUGAACACGGGGUCAAAAGACCCACCUAACUAUAACACCUGCACUGAAUGCAAGAACACAGUCUGUAACCAGUGUGGAUUUGACCCCAUGCCAAAUCAGUUAGAGAUGAAGGAGUGGUUGUGUCUGACUUGCCAGAUGCAAAGAGCUGUGGCAGCAGCUGACUCAGUACAGCCUCCUGUCUUGAAAGCUCCUGCAUCACCUGGCAAAAUGUCUUCACCUGGCACUCCUAAGAAUGAUACGAGUAAUCAAAAGAAAUAUAGUAUUCCUAAAGAAGAUCCCGGAGUUAGUGGAAAAGCAAAAGAAGUGCCACAGCCAGAAAAACACACUUUGAAAACUUCUUCCUCACUGAUUUCUAAAAAUGAAGCAGCUGAAGCUGCAGUCCCAACAAAAGAUGAAAAAAACAGUUCACUCCAUGUUGAGGAUGUUUUAAAGUUGUCUGUACCUGAAAGUGAAGAGACAGGGCCUGUUAACUCUGAUGUCAAACAAUCAAUGCCUACUCAAUCUCCUCUUAUUACCACAGAUGAGAAUACCCCACAAUCAAAGGUGGAAUUAGAAAGCAAAGAGGAUAAAUCCAAACUAAAAAAACCAUCUGACAAAAUUAUCAAAUCAACAGAGGAAGAACAGCAUUUCGAAGCCAAAACACCCCAAAGGAAAGGCUUGGUGGUAGUUAUGAAACAAGAUGAAAAGCAGAAAACACAUGAUACAAAGAUACUAGACCAGGAGCCUGAAGCUACUCCAACAAAACAGAAUGAAGAUGAUAAACGUAAUAUAGAUUUGCCAAAACUAAGAGAUUCCCAAGAUGCACCCAAAAGGCUUCAAGCUGCUUGUCCACUCUGCAAAGUGGAGCUAAACUUUGAUGGCAAAAUCCCUUCCAAUUACAACACCUGUACAGACUGCCAAACCACUGUUUGCAACAAAUGUGGAUUUAGUCCAAUGCCUACCAUUUCUAAGGCAAAGGAAUGGCUGUGCCUUAACUGUCAAAUGCAGAGAGCUCUUGGAGCUUCUGAACCUCCAGGCCUCCCCAUGAUCAAAACACAACCUUCCCCAAUUAAAGAGAUCCCAGCCAAUAUACAGAAGAAAGAAACCCAAAGAGUAGGUGUUUCCAAGGAAGAGAUUUCUGACCCAGUGACUCUGAGUAAUGACUUUGCUAACAACAUUAUUGCCAGAGAAACAGAAAUAUGUCCUGUUAGUGGAGUAGCAAAAGAGGAUCCUUAUUCAACUGUUUCAACUGCUGAUAAAAGUGAUUCCCUGACUGCCACAAAAGCAGAUGGUUCAACAACUUUACAAAAGCCAUGUUUAGAUGAGACAAACGCACUGCCAAUUGCAAUAAAGCAAGAAACUGAAAAAGUUCCUGUUCCUAAAACUGAUGUUUCAACAGAUCAGCUGAAAGGAGGCUCAUUAUUCCAAAAGCCUCAACAAGCUUCACCUGCAAAUGAGUCUGUUUCUUUGCCAGAACAAAAUAAGGUGAAGCAACCCCCAACACAAACUCCAAAACCUGAGAGCUCUGCCAUCAAGUCUGCACCACCACCGGUUCAGGCUGUAAAAGCAGAGCAAAGUAACUUCUUUGGUUUUGGUGCUCCCAAAACACAGCCUAAAGCAGCAAAACCUGCAGAGUCUGUGACUGGAAAGAUGUUUGGCUUUGGUUCAUCUUUUUUAAGUUCUGCCUCUAAUAUGAUAACUGCAGCUGUUCAUGAUGAACCUAAAACUACGCCACCUACUCCUCGUAAGAUGUCAACCACAGAGAGAGUCUCUCCAAAGCCUACACCACCAGCCUCUCCUAAAACAUUACCUGCAAUGCCUGACAAAGGACCUCCUGUGCAGCGGAAUGAGGACAAGAAAUCAGAAAGACAUCAGCAGAAUAAAAUCCCCCCAGCUGAACAAGUCAAAAUGACCAAGUCACCAUCAGAAGUCUCUAAAGCUCAAACAAAUAAGCAAGAUACUUCAGAGUCAGAUCAGAUAAUGUGCCCAAUAUGUAAGAUCAAGCUUAAUUUUGACACUAAACACCCUGCAAAUUACAACACUUGCACUGAAUGCAAGACUACUGUGUGCAAGCAAUGUGGAUUUGAUGCAGUUUCAAAUAUAUCAGAGGUAAAGGAAUGGCUCUGUCUAAACUGCCAGAUGCAGAGGGCCCUAAAAGUGUCUGAAUCCACUGUAUCUCCUGGGGGAAAACAGAUAAAGAGCGACACACAGCUUCCUCUUGUGCAGAAGGAGAAACCUACAGUAAAUAAGAACAAUCAGAGAGAAGCCAUGAAAGCUACAACUUCAUUGCAAAAUGCUGCUACACCUCAGCAAGAUUCUGUGCAAACAUUACCGGUGGUUCCAGGUUCCAACCUGCAACAAGAUGAGAAACCACCACAACUUAAGAGUCCUCAAAAUGCAAAGCAAGAGCAAAAACCAGAUAUCACAAAACAAGAGGGUGGAAAACUACAACAACAACCUGGAAAGUUGGUCCCGCAGCAAACCAAAAUGGCUCCACCAGUUCAGUCUACUAAAAAAGAAUCUGGGGGCUUCUUUGGCUUUGGAGCCCCUAAAACAGCAGCUGCAGCAGCAAAAUCUGCUGAGUCUGUGGGUGGGAAAAUGUUUGGCUUUGGCUCAUCUUUUCUAAGUUCUGCAUCUACACUGAUAACCUCUGCUGUUCAGGAUGAACCUAAAACUACACCACCAACUCCAAGGAAAAUGUCCACCACAGCAACCACCUCUCCUAAACCUACACCCCCAGUAUCUCCAAAGAUAACACCUGCCAAAGAGACAAAAAUACCUGCUCCCCAGAAAUCGGAGCCACCUCAAGAGGACAAGGGUACUACACCACCUCAACAAGACAUGCCUUCUGCACCAUCUAAACAGGCCAAACCUACUCCAACCUCUCAACAGGAUAAGACUACUCCACAACCAUCACAAGAUAAGCCUGCUAUUCCACAUCCACAGGCUGAGCCUAUUCUUCCUCCACAGAAAGAAAAACCUACCCUUCCACCUCCACAGGUGAAGACUACUCCACCACCUCAACAAGAUAAGGACAAGCCUACUAAACAACCAUCACAAGACAAGCCUACUCCACCACCUCAGCAAGAUAAGCCUCUGCAUGCCAAGCCUAAUGCACCUAAUGCAUCCCAAAAGGAUGAGCAUAUUCCACUCCCAUCACAAGAGACGCUUACUCCACCAUCUCAGAAGGAUAAACCUACUCCAGAACCUUCACAAGAAAAGCAUACUCCACCAUCUCAACAGGACAGGCCUACCCCACCACCUCCACAAGACAGGCCUAUUCUUACCCCACAGCACGUAAUACCUACUCCACCACCUCCACAGGCCAAACCUAUUCUACCCUUACAGCAAGAAAAGCCUACUCCACCACUUCAACAAGAUAAACCCCUGCAUGCCAAGCCUAAUGCACCAUCUCAAAAGGACAAGCAUAUUCCAAUCCCAUUAGAAGAGAAGUCUACUCCGUCAUAUCAGAAGGACAAGCCUACUCCACAACCAUCACAAGACAAGCCUACUCCACCAUCUCAAAAGGACAAGCCUACCCCACCACCUCCACAAGUCAAGCCUAUUCCAUCAUCUCAAAAGGAUGAGCAUAUUUCACUCACAUCACAAGAGAAGCCUAUUCUCCCGCCUCAAAAGGAUAAGCCUGCCCCACCACCAUCACAAGAGAAGACUACUCCACCAUCUCAAAAGGACAAGCCUACCGCACCACCUCCAAUAGUCAAGCCUAUUCCAUCUUCUCAAAAGGAGGAGCAUAUUCCACUCCCAUCAAAAGAGAAGCCUAUUUCACCAUCUCAAAAGGACAAGCCUACCCCACCAUCAUCACAAGAUAAGCCUACUCCACCAUCUCAAAAGGACAAACCUGCCCCACCACCUCCACAAGACAAGCCUAUUCCGCCACCCCAACAGACAAGACCUACCACAUUACUGCAAGAAAAAGAAGAAAAGUUUCAACCAAUACCUGCAAAGCUGAACAACAUUGUUCCUAUACCAGCUGUGUCCACCUGUCCUCUUUGUAAAGCUGCACUUAAUGUGGGAUCAACAGAUACUCCAAAUUACAACACCUGCACUGAAUGCAAAAGCACAGUUUGCAAUUUCUGUGGAUUUAAUCCAAUGCCUCACACUUCAGAAAACGAAUGGCUGUGUUUGACGUGCCAAACUGAUAGAGCUUUGUCAGGGCAGCUGGGAGACUCAGGAAAAAUGUCCCAACCUUCACUUGUGCCAGCCAAAGCUAAAACCCUGGGGACGUCUGUUUCCGGAAUGACAGAUCCAGAAACUUCACCCAUAAAACCAGAGCCCACACCCGGAGCAAAACCCACAAAACCUGUUCCUCCUUCAGUUGAGGAUGUACAAACACUUCCAAACGUAAAAUCAAAUGUAGAACCUGCCAAGAUGGAAUCAAUAGUUACUGUUCCUUCCACAGAAAAUGAACUGGAGAGAAAACCCCUAGCCACCAUGGCAGAUGGUGCAUCUGUUGUCCCAGAAAAACUUUCUCUCACAGAUUCCCUUCAAGAAUCUUUCUUAACAGAGCCUGACGUGUCAAACACCAUUUCCUGCAUGGAAACUGUUAAAGAGGUUAUAAUGUCUGAAGUUGUUCUAGAGCAAAAAGCAAAGCCAGAGCUCUCUGUUGAAGGGAGUACAAGUGCUGAGGUGCAGACUUAUGAGCAUAUCAAGCUGAUGGACACAACAUAUUCUACACAGGAGAAAAUGCAACCACCCUUGCCAGAAAAGGAGCUGGCAGUAGAGUCAGGGCGAAAAACAGCAGCUGGCAGCAAGGAACUGGAUAAGGCGACUGAAAAGGGUGCAGAAAUCUCCUCAACUCAACUUUCACAGACACUGUCUACAGAGACCGUAACAAAAGGUUCAGGUGUCACCAAUGAAGAUCCAGCAGAGGAGAAAAAGGUUCACUCUCACACUGAUCAAGGAACAAAUAAAGCCAGCUUGGGAAAAGAAGUGCAUGAUAAGGAUCAACCCCUGAUUAUACCUCUACUUCAGGAACAACCUGAGGGGAAGGUACAUGACCAAGACAAAGGUGAUUCUAGUGUGGAUUAUUCUAUGCCAGAAAAGGAGGGAGUUAAACCAGAGAGACGGCGUCUUAGUUUCCAAGCAGUGGAAGAGAGCAGUGAAAGUGAGGUGACACCUUCCUCAUCCCCUAGAAUGCAAACAAGGAUCUUAAAGGUCAGCACUGUUUCAUCCAGCAGUGAGGAGAAAACUGAAGGGGCUGAUUCUUCCAUUGAAGAUGAUGAGUUCAUCCGCAAGCAGAUUUUGGGUAUGGGUGAUGAGAGCUACAUGUCUUUAUCAGAAGAUGAGAAAGAAAACACUUUGGAAAAUGUGGAAGCUUUGAAGGACAACACACUUGACAAUGCAUCUAUAAAAUCUAAAUCUUUGUUUAACAAGGAUGAAGUGGAUCUUGACUCUCAAAUCCAGACCGAAGUGUCCAAGAAGGAUGAUACAACUUCUCAAAACAUUCCAGAAACUGUUCCAAAUACUACUUUUAAGAAAGCUACUCCUGUAAUGAGGCAGCGACAAAGCACUGAUGAAGAAAUAGAGAGUAUCACAGAAUCAUUGUCAAAGGGUUCAUCCAGUGUUCAAGUUUCAAGCAUUACUCCAGGGUCUUCCCCUACAUCAGUUUCAUCUUUGGAGGAGGACAGUGAUAGUAGCCCAUGUAAAAAGAAAUUUAGUCAGCAAAGACAGCAUCGUAAAGGUAGACACAGUCAGAUUAAGCCUCUCUCUAUUAUAGAUAACUCCUCUGAUGAAGAAAAGACAAAGAAUCAUGAAAAACAUCUGUCUUCACUCAGCGAUGUGUCCUCUACAGAAGAUCUACGACAUGUGACUGUCAUGGAUGAACGUAAUAAAAAAUCUGGUACUGAGUGUUCCGCCAGUAUAGAAUUUGAACCAGAUAUUAAGAGGGCUGUACAAAAAGGACGGAAACCUUCAACAACAGUCAUACCUUAUACCCCUUCUGAUCAAUUUGAAGAAAAAGGCACAGUAGGAAAAUCAUUGAAGAGUGCUGAAGAAGCAUACGAGGAAAUCAUUCAGAAAACAAAAGCCAUUCCAGGAGAAAGUCCCCCUGAUAUUGAACCACUCUAUGGAGGACUGGCAAUAGAGGACUAUCUUUAUGAAUCUUUAGUGGAGGAGCCAGAAAUGAAACUAAGCGAGACUCAAGAUGAAGAACCCCAGUUUGACACAGCUUCACAAUCUAUUAAAAAGCUCAGAUCCCCAGAGGAGGUUUAUGAGGAGAUGAUGCAAAAGAAAAGGGAAUUGAUGAUGAUAGAGCAAGAAUUUCAACAGGCUUGGACAGCAAUGGAUUCUUCCUCAAUCGAGGCUGUGGUUCAUGAGCUUCCUGUUGACGCUGAAACUUGCGUGGUGACCAUAUCUAGUGAAGAUAUACCUUCUGAAGAUACACAGAUCACUGAACAAAAGGAUAUAUCUCCUUUAGUUAUGGAUACUUUAAGUGAAUUACCAGCAAAGAGAAAGAAACGUCCAGCCCCCCCACGCCCCUCUGAGCCCCCUAAGCGCACUGAUGUAACAGUUUUUCAUAGUGCUCCCAGUGCAUCCAUAACUUUUAUCAGGCCUAUGGUUCCUCAAGAUCCUGCACUUAGAAAGGCAUUGUUCCCAAUACCAGACCUGAAGAUUACUCAGUGCUCAUCUGGUGAAGAAGAGGAUGAUAGUCUUGCAGAUGAGUAUGCCAUAGGUAUUUCCUCUGAUAUUACUCCCAGUGAUGAUUCUGAAACCAACGAGGAUCACUCCAUAAGUCCAUCUUUGUCUGACUCUAAUGAGAUAGAGCCUAUAGGUGUUAUAUGUGAAAUACCAGAGCCAAAACCGAUUCCAACUCCUAUAUCAGCCCCAGAACUAACAACUACACCUUCAUCUGUUUCACCAAUAUCUCCCCCAACAUCACCAGCUGCUCCAGAUUCAAGUAUGGCUUCAAAUGUCUCAUCAUCCUCAUUUCAGGCUCGAACACCGAUUUCAUCUGAUUCAACUCCACUGUCCACACCAACUCUUCCAACUUUAAUAAAAGAUCAGUUAGUUGAAGAAUCGUCAUUGUCUAAUACAAGCGAAGUAAUUUCGUCAAAAUGUGUUCCUUAUCCCCCCUCAGUGACUGUUAUAGUCACAAUUCCAGAUAUAGUUUCUGAUCCAUCUAAAGUUCAAAUGACAGAGGACCUUCAAAUUAUUCCUUCUUCAGCAAAAGUCCAACCCCCACCUCUGUCUGAGACUUUAUCUGCUGUAACCCCUAAAGUUCAAAUGCCAGAUUUGGUUUCCACUCCAUCACAAGUAUCAAUAAACAUUGAAGCUGUUUUACAAGUCUCAGCACAAAGUCCACCCCCCAUCAUUGUCUCAGCCCAGCCUUUAGCCCAAGACAUAGCUACACCUAUUGUUGUCACAACAGCAGCUUCAUUGAACACAAUCUCAUCUACAGCCUCUGAUGUGCCAUGCCCCGAGCCCUUAACAGUCCAGAUGCCAGAUUUGGUUUCAACACCACAACCAAUCUCAGCCCUAAUUACUACACCAACUCAAGCCCAGGCCACCGUAGUACAUUCAGUCCCUGUACAAUAUUCUGUUCCAUUAAUGAGGACAGUGGUGGUCCCAGCAAAGGCUCAACCUGACCAGGGAAUUAUAUCAUCUCUGGCAUCGACUACUAUUGUCAAAAAGAAAGUUCCUCCUCCACCCCCUCCUCGAUCCACUUCAGUUUCAUUACCUGAGACCACUAACGAGAUGCCUCAUGUAAAGACUGUUAUACCAGCUGUAGCAGCUAAGGUACCUGCAGUGACUGCCCCGCCAAUGCAAUCUGUCGUUGUAGAUAUACAACGAAGAAUGGAAGUUGUGCAAUCAGGGAAUGUACCUGUUCCCCAAGUUGUGACCCCAACCAGACAGGGCCAUGUAGUCAUUAUUGUUCCAAGUAUGGAAAAUAAAUCUCUUCUUGAAAAAACCAAACUGAGUAGUUAUGAUGCAGAACCAAACGUUGCUUCACACAUAUGUGGUAGUCAAGAAACUACGAAUGAUACAGUCAGUACAGACACUUCAGGUGUGCCUUUGCGCUCAGCUCCGCCACUUCCACCUAAACCUACAUAUGGGGAAAAGGUUGUAUCAACUGAAGAAGUACCCCAUGUUGCAGCCAAAACUCUAUCAUACCCAACUUCUGUACCUGAACUAACUGGAAGCACUGUUCCCACUCUAGUCACAAACACUAUAGCAUCAAUCGACACUGUUUCUGGAACAGAGUCAAUUCCUUGUCAUCUUGCUAAGCCUCCCCCACCCAUACCACCCAAGCCUGUUUUAAUUCCAGCUGGCCUGGUUUUCACCCACAAGCCAGGCGAGAAUGUUAAGCCCCCUCCUCCUCUUGUUGCACCCAAAGCAGCAACACUGCCUCGGAUGAAAGAACCCCCAAAAGUCCUGUCACUUAGCCUUGCAAGACCUUUGGAAACUAAAUUGGGUGCAACAUCUCCCAAGUCACCUGUGUCCCCUAGACAUGCAAAAUGUUUACAGACAUAUGUGGUGAUUACUCUACCAUCUGAGCCAGGUUCUCCAACAGAGACCAUAACAGUUCAGGCACCUGUGAGGCGAGGAUCAAUACCCCCUUCUACAGGAUCAGACAUUCAAACUACACUACCAGAGCAGAAGACGCCCACUGAGGUCCUUUCAGCACAGCUUGCAGUUAGGCGGGCAUCUGUACCCACUGUAACCCAUCAACCCCAGAUUAAAAAAAUAUCAGCUACGGGAGCAGAGGAAGGGAAAACAUCUGAGAUGGUGACUGCCAAAGUGCAAAUGAGGGAAAAUUCUGUGCCCUCUGCUAUACACCCACUACUUCCUGUUGCAGAUGUUAUAACAGUGUCAUCGGAUCAAAAUGCCUGCAUCAUGGCACAUGCUGUAGCGCCUACUAUCAAGAAACCCUUUAUGAAGCAACAAGAGUUAAUUAAUGAGCUCCAGAAACCUCCUGAUCCAACAACAGAAGUAAUGCCAAAGCCUACAGGGCCUAUAGGUACUCUCGAUCUGACACACCAAUCCAUUGUAAUUGAUCAAUUUCAAUCAAGUGUAUCUCAACAACCUUGUGUAAUAACAGAAAUUGUAACAGUUUCUCCAAAAACUUUAACUGAAGAUCCAGUUUUUCAGUCAACCAAAUCAAUUGCCACUGUGCAACCACAAUGUAUAGGGGAAGCUGUUGCACCACAGCAGCCUGAAACACUUUUAGAAGUAGUUGUUCAUCAUAGACCACCUACACAAUAUCCAAUUGAUCAUAAUGAGAAAUGUUUAGCACAAACAGAUGUACAGGGUGUUGAGAAUACAAAACAAGAUGUAAGUAAUCAUGUCCCAGAGGAAGUUCUGAUUCCAUCAGCAAUGCCAGACAACAGUCAUAAAAUUGCAGCUGAAGAAGCAGACACAGCAAUUGAAGUGGUUGUACACUCUACAAAAGAACACAUACCAGGGAAUUCUAAAGAUGCAUACUCCCUAUCUGAACCUGCAAAUCAACAAAUUGAUCAAAUUUUAGAAAAUUUGGUUGUGGUGACAGAGCACCAAUUCACACACAAGUCGAAGCUUAUGGCUGAAGAGAUCCCACUGCCUACAACAUUUGAAUAUAGCACAGAAGAUGUUUCUACUGACCCUGGUGUUAAGGUACCUGAGGCUGCUGUAGUGUCUCCUGUACCUCAUCCUCUCACUGCUGCUGUGGUUGUGACUAUGGCCUCUAAAGUACCUGAGGUAAUGCCACAACCUACAGAUCAUGGUGCUGUGACUAUUACAAGUGGUGGUCAAUCACCGCCAUAUCUGUUGCAUGGAAUUCAAACAUACCCAGAUAUUAGUUAUACUCCCCAGCAGUAUGGGACAAUCACAGUCACAGCAACGUCACAUCCUAUAUCCCUGGAGGAAACACCGUUGCAAACUCAAAACGAAACUCUUUCAAAGUUAACAUCCAUGGACAGUGGUCACUGGACAAAAGAAUCCAUUGCCAUGCAACAACCAAAACAGAUUGCAGAAAUAAUUAAUAUGCCAUCUGAAAAGGAUGUUUCAGCAUGUGGUUAUAUAGCACAUAGCCUCUACAAGAAGGAAUCCAUUCCAAUAACAGAACAGCAACAGGAAUCCUUGAUCUAUCCAUCUGAAUAUAAUCAUCCAUUGCAGACAAUAACUCAAGAAGCAAACAUCAUAAGAAGCUCUAUACCUUCUGCUCCACACAUUCCACUGAGUACAUCUGCAGCUCCAGUAACCAUCACCAAAAUUCAACAAGAGUCAAUUGAGAGUCAAGAAAUAAGAGGAUCAGAAAAGCUGGUAUCUAGUAGGAGUCAUAUGUAUUCCUCAUCGAUUUCCACCUCAGGCAAGCCCCCUGAAAGCUUAUCUAGUCGGGUCACUCAAGUGGUUACCACCGAAGUGCAACGGACCACUGUUUCUGUUGUCCAUGAAAAACUUCAACAGGUUCCUCCACAGCCAAUAGCAACCACUAUACAACCAGACAUAUCAAAAGUUCAAACUUUGCCUAAACAAAAUAGCAAGAUUAUGUAUCCUGGGGAUGUUAUUGAUUUACGUACUAUCAAGUCUGGCAUAAAAAUGACCGAGCAAGGUAUGGACCUGACACAAACUGAGUCUAGUCGGCAAUCUGUUUCUUCUGAGUCAAGUGGACGUCAUAUAUCUGCAGUACAGUCCGAGAUCGUAAAUCUUAGUGCAGAGCUUACUCCUGCAACAACACUGUCUGUGGUUACUGAUAGUAUCACAAUAGUCACAUGUACUGCAACGAUUGCUUCAUACAAUAUUCCUGCAGAGAAACCACUUGAUUUGCAGGGCCCUGUUGCAUCACUACCUUUGCCUCUCACCACAUCAACAUACAAACCAUUUGAACCACUUGCGCAAAUUGUUUACAGACCAGUGAAGACCCCAUCUGCAUUCACUGAUGAAGUAUCUACAGCUCAGGACCUACCCAUCAAUCUUUCCUUUGAAGCUCUAGUCACAUCUGGAGGAAAACAGCCAUUGACUUCAGCUCAAAAAAUUACUGGCAAUGAAAGUCCCAUUAUAUCUCUUGAGGCUACAGGAGCCAUGGAUUUAUCAAAUUAUAAACCAGUGACAGCUAUGGUAGCAUUGUCUGAUACAGGCUCAGGAGUGGUGACCUCAGUUUUAGAGGAUGAUGGAGUUCCAAUUGACCUUACUGCUGGCAGAAGAAGCAUUUGCUGUGAUGUAAUUUACAAGCUACCAUUUACUGGAAGCUGCAGAACACAACCUCCAGUAACAACUCAACCCGACACCCAUUUUGGCUUCGAAGAUCAAGCUGGACUGUAUAAAAUAAAAGGGACUAAUGGAAUGAAAGCAUCGUUGUCAGAGACCAAUUUGACAAACACAGGUCUUCGCUUCUGUAAUCUUGAAAAUGACUACUUUGGUGGAUCUUCUGAUGCAGCCAUGGACCUAACUGCUGCUAAACUUUCAGCUGAUGCAUGUGUUUGCCUGCGUGUACUGCCCCAAUAUUUUGGUUUUGCAUCUUGCUAACCAAAAUACCUCCAUAUAUGCCUGUGCAGUGGACCUUUUUUUACCCCAAAUGCAUGAUCCUGAUU